UUUCUCAUUCAGGUUUAACAAUAUGUCUGACAAAAUGGGGAAUGAAGAGCAGAGAAGCAGCCCUGUGGAAAAAAAAUGGGUCCAGUUUGAUGAAAACAAUGAACUUAAACCGUCCAACCAUACAGAGAAUCCUCCUGCUGCAUCGACAAUGUCAAAUUAUAAUGGAGCAGUCAUCGACACAGAGACUGUCCAGAUUGACAUUGAUAAAUUAAAACAGUUAGCCCAACUAAAAGUACCUGAAGGAGAUGUUCAAGGCGAAGAUUUACAAAAAACCGUUAACCCAACAAUGAGAAAUAUUAAUCUUGAUGAUCUUGAUGGUGCUGAAAACAAUUUGGCUGCUAUGGUGGAUCCUUCAAUUCAAAGAGGUUUUUCUAAUGGGGAUGUUAUAGUGACUGUGUUGCCUGUCAAUCAAAAGUGGCCUUGGAUUACACCUGCUGAAUUUCGUCCAGAACUUGUACCUGAAGAACUUAUGGCAGAAGGACUUAGUUUGACAGUGGAAGAUUAUGUCCAAAUCAUGGAGACCUUAGUACAUGAUGUUCGCUUCACAGCAUACAAUUUGUGCUACAAAAGAUUAUUGAUGGCUUGGCUCUUGGCCUCAUUUAUUGUUUUACUUGGUCUACUCUUCUCGGGUGCUAAAGGCAUCACUCUCUUUGGAUGCGGAGUGAUCUGGUUGAUCAUAAAUGCCGGAGCUAUAUUUGUUUGCAUGUGGAUGAAAAACAAAAUGAACCACGGGCUAGAAAAAGCGGUUGCUAAGGCGAAUCAAACAUUAACGCGUCACCGCAUUAUUCUGGGUGUCGACGAUCGAGGAAAGCUUUCCUGUCACAAAACCCAUUUGUGCUUCAUUUAUUUUGAUACAACGGACUGUGUGAGAAAGCUACAAGCAUUGCUGGAUGCGGAAGGUCAUGCAAAUCGAACAGAGACCAAUGCUGAAGAUUUACAACGCCAAAGACAGAUGCGCCAGCGAAUGGACAUUGACGAUACGGACAUUGUAGUGGCUGGCGCCAACCCCAUUCGCAUAUCGCGAAAACAAGCAAGGGCGGGCAUAUUGCUUCUUCGUUACAGCCAGCGGUGGGCUAAAGGAUUGGCUCGAGGAAGUCUCGACUUGCAACUGCUCGCUGCAAUCAAUGCCUACAAUGCCACAGGUCCAUCAGCUGGUGGUGGUGGUGGUGGUAAUCAAUCCUCUGGUACGUCAAAUGGUCUCCCUGUUUCCUCUCCAGUACCGCCCACACCACUUCACUGUGCUACGUCUCAGUGUCCGUGUCAGUACAUACAGAAUCACCUUUACAACAAGGCGAACCCUGCCCCAAAUAUAUGCUGGAAAAUGCCCAAUUUUGGAUUCCACUGAUUUGUUAUUAAAAAAAACGGCACCACGUUUGUUUGAAAUCAGGGACUGAGCUGUUCGGCAGUAGGACAUGUGUCCUUUAUUAACAAACAAAACCCUAUUGAAUAUCCUUCUGACGUGUUAAUUCAAACUAAAAAAAAGAAAAAGAAAAA
Molecule: messenger RNA, 1494 nt
Organism: Daphnia carinata
Lineage: Eukaryota; Metazoa; Arthropoda; Branchiopoda; Diplostraca; Daphniidae
Product: transmembrane protein 268-like
Exons: 8
Coding region: 23-1345 (440 amino acids)
Source: RefSeq, a predicted model, not a curated record